Dromiciops gliroides (monito del monte) is the source of this 1480-nucleotide messenger RNA. RefSeq names its product methyltransferase like 27 (gene METTL27). NCBI's taxonomy places the organism in Eukaryota, Metazoa, Chordata, Mammalia, Microbiotheria, Microbiotheriidae. Gene Ontology annotation, molecular function: S-adenosylmethionine-dependent methyltransferase activity. The record is from RefSeq and is a predicted model, not a curated record. Bases 138 to 872 code for a protein of 244 amino acids. The transcript is spliced from 6 exons.
GCAGAGGACUGUGGCAGUGAGAGCCAUGGAACUGUCGAGGUCAGCCAGUCCAACCCCCUUAAUUCAACAAGGAAGAGAUGAAGCCUCAGAAAAGGACAAGCAAUACCCUUUGACCCAGCAAUUCCACUGCUAGGAGGAUGGCAUCCCCCAGAAGGACCCUGUCUCAGACACAAGAAUGGAUUGGAACCUCCCACAGGAUCUCUGAGCUGAGCCAAAAAAUCCACUUCUAUGACCAAUGGGCUUCUGACUAUGAUCAGGAUGUGGGCAUCCUGGAUUACCAAGCUCCCCGCCUGGCUGUGGACUGCUUGGCUUCGGCCUUCCCCUCUCCUCCCCAAGAGGCCUUGCUCCUAGAUGUGGCCUGUGGUACCGGACUGGUGGCUGUUGAGCUACAGAGACACGGAUUCUGCAACAUCCAUGGAGUAGAGGCAAGCAAAAAUAUGCUAGAGCUGGCCAAGAGGCGAGGUUUAUACCAACAGCUGAGCCUCUGUAUCCUGGGCCCCCAACCCCUGCCUGCCCCUUCAGAUCAUUAUGAUGCAGUGACGGUUGUUGGAGCCCUCAGUGAUGGGCAGAUUCCUUACACCGCAGUGCCCGAGCUCCUCCGGGUCACUAAGUCAGGGGGUCUGGUGUGUCUCACCACCCGAGCCAACCCUUCAAAUCUUCCCUACAAAGAGGCCCUGGAGGCAGAGCUGGACCGACUGGAGCAGGCUGGGGGAUGGAAGCGAGUUCUAGUCCACAUUGUGCAUCAGUGGGAGCGGGCUACAUCUGAGCAAGAGGCUGCAGGCUCUGCAGGCAGCAACCAAGGCUUCAUCCCUGGGAUCAUUUACCUUUAUCAAAAACAGGAAGCUACCCCAGCCAAAGGCACUGGGGUCUAAUGGGCUGCAUGCAGAAGACUGCAGGCCAGUGGUCAGCUGUGUGGCCUCAUGCAAGUCACUUCCUUCCAGUACUUAGCAUAAUGCCUAGCACAUAGUAGGCACUUUUGGGGGGCAAGGCAAUGGGGUUAAGUGACUUGCCCAGGGUCACACAACUAAUAAGUAUCUGGUAUCUGAGGCCAAAUUGAACUUAGGUCCUGCUGACUUCAGGGCCAGUGCUCUAUCCACUGUACCACCCGGCUGGCCCAUGGGAGGCAUUUAAUAAACAUCGAUUAAUGCCUCAACUUGAUUUUUCUCAGCUCUAAAAUGGAGACAAAUCAACCCUGCCCUGAUCCCUCAGGGAUGGUUUGCACAUAAACACAUAAACCCACAUAAAAUGUGAUCAGGAUUUGAACCCAGGUCCUCUGACUCCAAAUCCCAGUGCAUCAGUUCCACUCAUUCUGAGUCUUAGAGAAAGGAAAUGUCCCAAGCCACAUAGGAUUUGAACUUUCAGUCACCCCAUUCCAAAUUCAGUAUUAUUUCCCCUUUACCCUACGGAUCCCAUCUCACUAAAUGAACUUUUAUAAAUAAGCAAACAAACCUUCUGUAGAGCCAAUAAAUCAUCUAUCUCA